AUUGUUGAAGGCUAUCAUUAUUUUAAGGACAAACGUGCUUUCUUGACCAAUUUAAGCCCGGCCUUGAUUUGCACAAGCGCGCAUGCGCAAAAUCUGGCCGUAAGCGAUGGCGAAAUUCCUUCUCUUUAUGCAAGGAGCAGGAGGCUUGGAAGCUAACUUCUCUCCGUAAAAGUGACGACGAGGACGCAACCAAGAGGAGACUAACCGUCGGGGAGCUGAAGAUUCCGGCCAGGGUGCGAGAAAGGAAAAGGCGUUCGUGUGCAUCGUCGAGUCGUUCCGGCUGCCCUGAAAGAACCUCUUUAGUGGUGUGAAUGAGGGAAACAUGGCAGACCACACCCCACCUCUGGAGUCCGGCCAGCUUCUCAGCCCUGAGCUCCCCAUCCUGGCGUCACCGCCACCCCCAGCUAUGGUCAACGGGGAGGGCCCCCAGCAGGUAAUCCUGGUGCAGGUAAACCCAGGUGAGGCCUUCACUAUUCGACGAGAGGAUGGUCAGUUUCAAUGUAUCACAGGUCCUGCUCAGGUUCCCAUGAUGUCUCCAAAUGGUUCAGUGCCUCCAAUCUAUGUGCCUCCUGGAUACAUUUCACAGAUCAUAGAAGAGAAUGGAGUGCGGCGGGUUCUGGUUUUGCCGCAGCAACCGGAGUUCCACCCAGGCGGCCACUCCCCUCUCCACCAUCCUCCCCCACCACCCCACCCCCACCUGCCUGCCUUCAUCCCGCACCAGGCCAUGAUGCCUCCGCCGCCCCACCUCUACACGAGCAUGGCGGGCGGCGGCGACAUGGGCUCGCAGUACAUCUCCCAAUAUCACCCGGCUCACAUCUACUCAGAGCAGGUCUCUGUAGAUUCCCAUUCCCAGCAUGGACGGCCGGCCUUUGUCCACAGGGACGACAGAACCAGCAAAACGUACGAGCGUCUGCAGAAGAAGCUGAAGGAACGCCAGGGAGGCGGAGGAGGGCAGGUGAGAGACAGCCCACCCCCUUCGCCGCUCAAGACCCGCCGCAGCCCACCGACGCUGGACGUCCACAAUGGCUUGGGAGGAAAAGUGCCCGAGGCGGAGCAGGGUCAGCCUGGCCAUGCGGCGGACAAGCAGAUGGACAGAGAGCUGGAUGCAGCAGCUCAGGCCCUGCAGGCGCUGUUGAGCACCAUCAGUAAGCCGGCGGUGUCGGACAUCCAGGCCAGAGGGGCAGCAGUGAGCUGGAGUGCGCCCACCAGGCCGGAGAGCGACAGCAGCAGCACCGAGGACGACCACACCCCUCCGGGUCCCCUCAGCUACGAGGUGUCGGUGUCCUUCAGCAGCAAGGAUGGGAAGUACAAGAGCAUGUAUUGUGGCGAAGAACUAAGUGUGACUUUGGACAACCUUCGACCAGCAACGGACUACCAUGUCAGGGUGCAAGCCAUGUUUAACUGUUUACAGGGAAGCCCCUCAGAGGCCGUCAGCUUCACCACGUCCAGCUGUGAGCCGGAGCCUCCCAAUCCUCCCAGGAAGGCCAGCGGGACCAAGAACACACUGGUGCUCCAGUGGAAGCAGGCCCCAUGUGACAAUGGUUCCAAGGUCCAGAACUACAUUCUUCAAUGGGAUGAGGGCAAAGGCACGGGCGUGUUUGAGCAGUGCUACUACGGACCUCAGAAGCAGUACAGACUGACCAAACUCUCACCAGCCUCAAGAUACUCCUUCCGCCUUGCAGCCAAAAACGACAUGGGUGCCAGUGAGUUCAGUGAAGUGGUGGACCUGUUCACCUCAUGCAGUGUGCCAUUGCCGCCCUUCCCCCCAGAGCUGGAGAUGGCGGGGGUGACCUGGCUGUGUCUAAGGUGGCAGCGGCCCAACAGCUCGCCCAAGGAGGACGAGGUCUACUACGUGUUGGAGAUGGAAGAGGAAGGCUCGGGUUACGGCUUCCAGGCCAGCUACGACGGCGAUGACCUCUCCUGCACGGUCAAGAACCUCCACAGGAGUACCAAGUACAAGUUCCGGGUGGCGGCUUACAACUCUGAAGGCAAAAGUAACCCCAGCCCGGUGGUGGAGUUCAUCACCAAACCAGACAGGCCCAGCUAUCCCUCCAGGCCCGUCAUCAAGGGGAAGGUUCUACCCACCACUUUCAAGUUGGCCUGGGAUCCCCCAAAAGAGAGCGGAGGAGCCGAAGUGACAAAGUACGUCGUCGAGCUGUCCGAGGGUUUAAGCGGUUUGUCCUGGGAGCUGGUGUAUUCCGGCCCCGCCUUGGAGUGCGUGUGCGACGGCCUUAAGCCCGGCUGCUGCUACCAGACCAGAGUGUACUGCAUGAGCGAGGGGGGGCAGAGCCCGCUGUCGGAGACCCUACAGGUCCAGACUCCCGCGGUGCCCCCUGGGCCCUGCCAACCCCCCCGACUGGUGGGCAAGCCCAAAGCCCGAGAAGUGCAACUGCGCUGGGGCCCGCCGCAGGUGGACGGCGGCAGCCCCGUGUCCUGCUACAGCGUGGAACUGAGUGGGCCGCAGCCGGAGGACAGCAGGGAGGUCUAUCAGGGUCCAGAGCCGGACUGCUUUGUGGGAGGCUUGAUGCCCGGGAGGAGCUACGGAGUCCAACUCAAGGCGGGAAACAAGGCGGGGUUUGGGCCUCCUUCUGAGCGCUACGACUUUAGCACCGGAGCCGGGGCCCCGGAACAGUGCAAAGCGCCUUCCACCGUGUGCAAGUCGCCCAGCUGUGUUGUGGUCAGCUGGGAGAGUCCGCCCUGCAACGGCGCUCCAGUGACUGAAUUUCGCCUGGAGUGGGGGGCCGCCGAAGGCAGCAUGCAGGUGGUCUACAGCGGGCCGGCCCUCAGCCACGAAGUGAAGGGUCUGCUGCCUGCGAGCAACUACUUCUGCAGGGUACAGGCUGUGAACGUGGCUGGCGUGGGGCCUUUCAGCGAGGCCCUCCUGUGUCAGACCCCCUGCUCCGUGCCGGCCGCCGUCUGCAACGUUUACGUCAUGAGGGAGUCGGAGCUGACGAGGCACAAGGUCGCGGACGUGGCCGAGGACGAGGAGGACUGCAGCGUCGGGCCUCCGUACUCGCCGUCCACCUGCUUAGGAAUUUGCUGGGAUCCCCCCUGCGACCACGGUGCCGAGAUCACUUCCUACCUGAUCGACCUGGGUGAGCGCCAGCCCAUUGUGGUCGGCCGCGUCAGCAAACACGUCAUCCAGCACCUGCAGCCUGACACCAGCUACAGGAUUCGCAUCCAGGCCUUGAACAGCUUGGGAGCGGGCCCCUUUAGUCACACCUUUAAGCUGAAGACCAAGCCCCUGCCCCCUCAGCCGCCCCGCCUGGAGUGCACCGCCUUCAGCCACCAGACCCUCAAGCUCAAGUGGGGCGACGGUCCAGCCAAAGCCGCUGCCUCCGACGCCCUCCAGUAUCAGCUGCAGAUGGAGGACAAGAAUGGCAGAUUCCUAUCCUUGUACAAAGGAACCUGCCACACACACAAAGUCCAGAGGCUUAAUGAGUCUACCUCUUACGCAUUCCGCAUCCAGGCCUUUAAUGAGGCGGGCGAAGGGCCUUUCUCCAGUGUUUACACCUUCACCACCCCUCGCUCUCCUCCUGCCCCUCUCAAAGCUCCCAAGGUAGAGCGUCUGGAUGACAACUCCUGUGAGGUCACCUGGGAGGCCUUGUCGCCCAUGAAGGGAGACCCCAUCAUCUACACCUUGCAGUCCAUGGUGGGCAACUCUGAGUUCAAGCAGGCCUACAAAGGUUCCGGCACGUCCUUCACAGUUCCGCACCUGCACGCCAACAGCGACUACCGCUUCCGGGUUUGCGCCAUCCGGCAGUGCCAGGACGCCCCCGAGCUGAGCGGCCCUUACAGCCCCACGGUGACCCUCCCUGUCCAGCGCUGCGAGGCGGCGCCGGGCAGCCCGGCGGCCUCGUCCUCCUCCCGGGCCGAGUCGGGCCGGGCCAGACGCAGCUUGACGGACGAGCAGUGCGCCUUUCUCCUCCUCAUGGUGUUCGCCGUCAUCGCCAUCCUCAUCGCGUUUGUCAUCCAGUACUUUGUCAUCAAGUGAGCGCCGCCGCCCUCCUCACCACUCACCCCGCUGCACGGUUCUUAUAGCUUUAUUCUUUUUCCCGCUCUUUUUUUCCCCGUCAGCGCAGGCCUCGGGGGGCGGCGCUUUGGGAGUGAUUAGUGCCUGUGAUCACUUCCUCUCUCAAACCCCGCCCUCUUCUCGCUCGCCCACUGGUGUGCGAAAGGGGGCGGGGCCACAUAGUGACACAGUAUUGAUACGCUUCGAAGGAAAAAGUCUUUAUUCGCAGCAGUUUGUCAUCGUGUUCAUUAGUGUCUUUUUAACAAAGCUUUCAUUUAUGUAACUGAACUUUUUUGCCUUGAAAUUUUGUGAACUUAAUUUUAUUUUACAACAAAUUAUGCUGACAAAAUCAUUUAUUAAAAAAUGAAUUCAGUUUGUUAAAAUACAGUGUGUAAAAAAUUUAGUUGAAAAAAAAUCAUUGUGAAAAAAAAAUUCAGCAUAAAAAUUUGACAGGUAAGCAAGCAGGACCAUGACACUGUAUUAAAAUUCAGUGUAUAUGUAUAAACAUUUAGUGUAUAAAAAUUCAGUGUAUAUAAAUUAUUUGUGAAAAAAAUUAGUAUAAAAAUUCAGUCUUAAAAAAUAAAUCAGUGUAUGAAAAUCUUGUGUAAAAAAAUGUGUGUAAAAAUGUCUAAAAAUUCAGUAUAAAAAAUUAUGUGUAUAAAAAUUCCACCCAUCCAUCUUCUACCACUUUGCCCGUUUUGGACUCACGGAGGGGCUGCAGCCAAUUCCAGCUACACUCAGGCGGAAGUUAGCAUAAAAAAAGUUUGAUGUUUAAAAAAAUCAGUUUAUCAGUGUAUUAAAAUUCAGCACAAAUUCAGCGUAUAAAAACUCAGCGUAUAAAAAUUCAGUAUAUCAGUGUAUUAAAAUAGAACAUGAAAUAAUCGGUGUAUAAAAAGUGAAGUGUAUAAAAUUCAGCUUAUAAUAUUCACUGUAUAGAAAUUCAGCAUAAAAAAUCAGUAUAUCAGUUUAUUAAAUUCAGCAUAAAAAAUCAGUGUAUAAAAUAUUCAGAGUAUAAAAUUCACUGUAUAAAAAUUCAGCGUAAAAAAAUCUGUAUUGAAAUUCAGCAUAAAAAAUUCAUUAUAAAAAUUCAGUGUAAGAAUUCAACUUUAAAAAAAUCAGUAUAAAAUCUCAGCGUAAAAAAAAUCAAUGUAUAAAAAAAAUCCAGUCUACAAAAAUUCAGUGUUUAAAAAUUCAGUUAAGAAUUUAAUGUAUAAGAAUUAGGUGUGUAAUAAUUCAGCGUAUCAGAAUCCAGUGUAUAAAAAAUCAGUGUAAAUAAAAUUCAAUGUAUAAAAAUUCAGUGUUUAAAAAAAUCAGCGCAAAUAAAAUUUAGUGUAUAAAAGUUAUAGUGUGUAAAAAGUCUGUGUAAAACUGUUCAGUCCUGAAAAAUUCAAACCUGGUGACGGAAAACUUGACACCUCACUGGCUGGUCCUGACACAAGAUCAAUUGUUUCAGUCCUAAUUUACCAAAAGUUGCUGUUAAGUUUUCAAGCAUUGAAUUUUUACCUUCUGAAUUUUAAAACCGUGAAUCUAUAAAACACACUGUUUGUUCAUAAUUUUUUUCAAUAAUGUUGUCAGCAUAUUUUGAUGAACAAAAAUUCAGUUGACAAAAUUCAAACGCAAAAUAAAACAAUUACCUUCAAAAAUAAGCUUUGGUAAUUAAAGACACAAAGUAACAAAACAAAGGUAAUGUAGGCGUGCCAGGAUCUGGUGGGCGGAGUUUGCACAGUGAAGGAUAGUGAGGGGGUGGGGGGUGUCUAGAUGCUAAAAAAAAUCUAAAUAAUAAAAACGGGACCACAUGAAGGGACUUUUUAAAAGAAAAAAAAAACAAAAAACAACCCUGGUGGAUUUUAAGGCGGUUUAAGGCGUACAAAAAACGAAACUGAUUCAGCACUUUCCAGAUGUUUUUCAUGUUGGGAAUGUUUAAGGACGUGAACGUGUGACCGCAGAAAUGUUGCUAUAUUUUUGUACAGUGGCGACAAAAACAUCAAGAAACCAAACUAACAGUCAACUUUGAUUUUUUUUUUACUUUUUACGUCAUGCAGCUGCUUAACCAAUUAUCAUAUUCAUAAUAAUACUGUCCAGCACAAAAUGUUUUCUUUCCAGUCAUUGAUUUGAUGUGCAAAACCGUGACUGACUUUUUAUGGAGCACACCUUUGCGUUUGUGUCGUUUUUGUUGUCCUUUUAAAAGUUGUGCGUCGCUGCAAUGGCCUUCAUUGGAGGAGAAAAACAAUCUUUUUUGUAUAUAUAUGUGUAUAUAUAUAUACAUACACACGUGUAUAUAUACAUAUAUAUAUAUAUACAUUUAUAUAUAUAUAGUGUUGGAAAUCAUUCAAAUGUUUUAUUUGAUAUCUUUUUUCGACGUCAGUAAAUAACGGUAUGGAAAGUAGUCGGUCGUGCGUGUUUUACUUUUCGAUGAUUUCCUUUGAUUUGGCUUUGUCAGGGUUCCGUGUGAAGUGUAUGAAUAUAUAUUUUUUAUAUGAUACUAUAGGUUAACGGGAACACCCGCGUGAUAUCAUGUACUUCCUGGGUCGUGUGCGUUUCUUUUCGUCUUGUCCGCUUGCGGCCAGUCCACGUGUUUAUUCAAAAGACAAAAAGAUCCGACGGCCAUCUUGCUAAAAACCGCAUCAUGUGAUUGGCUCCCGGGAACAAAUCCCCGUCUUUGAUAGCGGAUUGUACCGAUUCAGCGCCUCCGCCGCCCGUUUGGUUGCUUGAGGAGAUUUCACGAAUAAAACCCAAAUAUGCACAAAAAUGGAGAAAGAGCAUUUUAAUGUAAUUUUAAUAUUUGCGGUUACCUCACACACCUCUACAUUCCAAGAUGACAAUUUGUUAUACUUAGCAGACAUAUCACUUUCAGAUGUUCGUUAUGGAGAAAAUGUAUAAUCAUAGAAAUGUAUUUAAAAGUGUAUAUGUAUAGCCAUGAUAUCUACAAAAAAUCCAUGCACAAUAAAAGAUUUAUCAUUCUUAA
Nerophis ophidion (straightnose pipefish) is the source of this 6977-nucleotide messenger RNA. It is a transcript of the gene fndc3a, whose product is annotated as fibronectin type III domain containing 3A. The transcript is spliced from 27 exons. NCBI's taxonomy places the organism in Eukaryota, Metazoa, Chordata, Actinopteri, Syngnathiformes, Syngnathidae. Gene Ontology annotation, molecular function: protein binding. Bases 323 to 3994 code for a protein of 1223 amino acids. The record is from RefSeq and is a predicted model, not a curated record.